CUCUGAAACUGUAUUCAGUGCGUUUGUUUCUCGAGAAAGCUCAUUCAAAUUUCUCCGAACUUGGAUUCUAAUGCCACUGUUAAGUAACCUAGAUCGCGGCGCUUUUAAUUCUUGAUUAUCUGAUUUCAUAUCUGUGGGGGGCAUUUUCACGAGAUGAAAUUAGACGCUUUCUUAGAUUUACUGUGUUCUCCCGGAAUUUGAAAAGAAAAUGUGGGGUUUCCUGAUUAUAUUUCGUUUCUUUUAAAAUCGAUAGUGUUAGGUUUUUACAAAUUUUGGUGAAAGAGGAUUUUUGGGGUUGUUGAAGACAAUGUCUGUAUCAUUGACACCCUCGAAGAGACAACGCGAUGACAGUCUCACGGAGCCAGACGGGAAAGGAAAUCGGCGAAAUCAGCCUUCUAUGAAUUCUUCCGGUAGUGUUUUUUUUCGUGUUCUGUGUCCUGCUUCGAAAGUUGAUUGUCUUAUUGGAGAAGGGAGUUCUUUAGUUUCACAGAUUCAGCAAGAAACUGGUGUAGAACUCAGAGUUGAGGAAGCGAUUCCUGAUUGCGACGAGAGAGUUUUCGUUAUUGGUUUUGAGAAAGAGGGUGAUGGAGCUGGUGAAGAAGAACAAGAAGAAGAAGCCAAAGAUGAUUGUGAGACAAAGGAAGAAGAAGAUAAGAGGAUUUCGUCACUUAAGAAGGCUAUGGUACUUGUUGUUGAGAGAAUGAUUGAAGAACAUCGAGAAACUGAUGGAGGGGAUGAAAAAAGCAAGAAAUCUUCACCAUUUGUUUUGAGGUUACUUGUACUCUCAACUCAAGUGGGAUGCAUUUUGGGAAAAGGUGGCUGUGUGAUCAAGCAAAUGGCAUCUGAUAGUGGUGCGCAAAUUCGAAUUCUUCCAAGGGACAAACUUCCUCCAUGCGCAUCAUCGUUGGAUGAAUUGGUUCAGAUUACUGGGGAAGUUGAGGCAGUAAGAAAAGCUCUUAACUUUGUCUCUCUUCAGCUUUUGGGGAAUCCCCUCCGUGAUCAUGACGUUUUCUCUACCAAUGUUACGGCACCAUCCUCUCAUUUAUUUGAUCAACCUCGUCCUAGACCUGAAGCAUUCCCAUCAUCUAAUCGUUCUUUUUCUGCUCAAGGAGCACCCUAUGCUGAUGGGCCUCGUGAUGUUGAUUUUCAUUCUUCUGCUCCCCCAUUAGUACCUAAAUUUCAUGAUGGUUUCCAUAGUCGAAUGAAGCCAGCACUAGAAAUACUAACCUUCCGGAUAUUAUGCCCUGCUGAAAGAGUGGGGGCUGUAAUUGGAAAAGGUGGAACAAUUAUCAAGGCAAUUCAGCAAGACACUGGUUGUGAGGUUAAAGUCAUAGAAGAAGGCAUGUCUGGUUCUCAGGAUCGUGUUAUUGCUGUAUCUGGUCAUGUGCAUCCAGAUGAUCGGGUAUCAGCUGUUCAAGAUGCAUUUCUUCGUGUCCAAAGUAGAAUAGUCCGGGCAGCACCUGACAGUAAGGAGCAGAGUGUGACAGCCAGGCUUCUUAUUUCCUCCAAUCAGAUUGGCUGUCUUCUUGGCAAGGGUGGUUCCAUCAUAACAGAAAUGAGAAAGUUAUCACGAGCACAUAUUCGUAUAUGGGGCAAGGAUCAAAUUCCAAAUUGUGCUUUAGAAGAUGAAGAAGUAGUUCAGAUAAGUGGAGAGUUCGAAUCAGUUCAAGAUGCUCUUAUACAGAUCAGCACUAGGUUGCAGCAUAAUUUUUUUCGUGAUGCUUUUCCUUCUAUUAAUCAUCCCACAAAUCCUGCACUUUUUGAUCCUCCAUUCCUGCCAUAUUUGGGACCGCGGGAGCUCUCACCUCCAGGAAUGCAUUCAAACUAUGGCCCAUCUUUUCACAAGUUUGAUUUGCACCGACAUGGUGGUUUCCAACCUCGUGAUGAUCGUGUCCCUUUCAUGCAUGAUUUCCAUAGGUUUGGUGGCCCAACACUAUCUGAAAGAAGACCGUGGGGUCCUCAGAGACUUCUUGAAGGUGGUGGUCCAGGUCUGCCAGACUUUGGUAGAUUUCCCGAAAGAGAAAGAGUUGGCCAGUCGGCUGUAGUUUCUAGCACCACUGUUGAAGUUGUUGUUCCUCAUUCAGUUGUUCCAGCAAUUUAUGGAGAAGAUGGUGAAUGUUUGAAACAAAUUCGUCAGAUUUCUGAUGCAAAUAUUACUAUUAUGGAGCCUGAGGCUGGAGCGGUGGAAACUGUGAUAAUUAUAUCUGGAAUACCGGAACAGACUCAUGCUGCACAGAGUCUAAUUCAAGCAUUUGUGAUUAGUGAGACUGAGUCUACUUAAUAUUCCUUGUUCAGGUAACACUCAUAGCUACUUUUGUUGGGACAUCAACCUUCAGUCCAUAGAUAUGCUCUGCAGCACACAAUGUAGAAAAAUAUGGUACAUUCCUGCUGUUAAUAUGCACUCUUUUUUAGUUUCAAGAAGGAAAUUAGUGCUAUUGUGCUUGCUUAUCUUUGGUAAAUUAUGGUCUAUGUUAGACAACUUCAUUUUC
Molecule: messenger RNA, 2489 nt
Organism: Humulus lupulus (European hop)
Lineage: Eukaryota; Viridiplantae; Streptophyta; Magnoliopsida; Rosales; Cannabaceae
Product: RNA-binding KH domain-containing protein RCF3-like
Exons: 7
Coding region: 308-2281 (657 amino acids)
Biological process (GO): regulation of gene expression
Cellular component (GO): cytoplasm; nucleus
Molecular function (GO): mRNA binding
Source: RefSeq, a predicted model, not a curated record